Antechinus flavipes (yellow-footed antechinus) is the source of this 953-nucleotide messenger RNA. It is a transcript of the gene NPM3, whose product is annotated as nucleophosmin/nucleoplasmin 3. Gene Ontology annotation, molecular function: histone binding; RNA binding; chromatin binding. The transcript is spliced from 6 exons. Lineage: Eukaryota; Metazoa; Chordata; Mammalia; Dasyuromorphia; Dasyuridae. Gene Ontology annotation, cellular component: cytoplasm; nucleolus; nucleoplasm. The record is from RefSeq and is a predicted model, not a curated record. Gene Ontology annotation, biological process: chromatin remodeling. Bases 27 to 554 code for a protein of 175 amino acids.
UGGAGUUUGUAGACGGUCCCUGCAGCAUGGCCGCCGCCUCAGCCUCCUUGGCGUUCCAGGCACAGGAAAGCCGGGCCCAGCCUGGGGGGUCCAUGGGAACCUGGAGGCUUCGGGGCCUGGGCGCGGUCACCAUGGACAGCUUCUUCUUCGGUUGUGAGCUGUCCGGGCAAGCUAGGUCCUACACCUUCAAGGUAGAGGAGGAGGACAACACGGAACAUGUGCUGGCUUUGAGCAUGCUGUGCCUAACGGAAAACGCCAAGGAGGAGUGCAACGUUGUGGAGGUGGUGGCCCGCAACCACGAGGAUGAGGAGAUCGCCGUGCCCCUGGCCAACCUCAGGCUGUCCUGCCAGCCCAUGCUCAGCCUGGGCGACUUCCCCAUCCAGCCUCCAGUGACCUUCCACCUGAAGUCGGGCUCUGGUCCUGUGUAUGUCACCGGGAGGCACCAGAUUGUGUCUGUAGAGGGCAGCGAUCUCUCGGAAGAGGAGGAGAAUGAAGACAGAGACCCGGAACCCCAGCCCAUUCUGCCUGCCAAGAAGCGGCAGGGGAGGCUUUAGCUGCAAGGGCCUGAAGUCGUCUCUCCCUUCCCUCGCAUGGCCCUGUUUCUCCUGGAUGAUUCCCACGUGGUGGCUCAUGGUUUUCUUGACUUCUCAUCUACAAGAUAGGAGGGGAUGGAGCCAUUCUUGAGGACAAGGAGGAGGACCGUGGGUGCCCUUUCCCCGCAGAACCCCAUUCUGAGGCCCCAGUAUCGAGGGUGGGAGAUUGCCUCAGCACAAACUCUAUUCCUCCCUCCCUGACCUCUGCUCUCGGCUUUCCUUAGCCAAGGGAAUGCAAGAACAAAGAUUUUUCCUGAGUGGGGCAGAUGGACAGGGAAAUAAUUUUAUUCAGAAAUCUAAUUAAGUAUUUCUAGAAGUUUUGGAAUAAGUUGAAAAUAAAGUGAUUUUUUUUCCUGCAAA